GAUGAUUCUUUUCGUCGACGCUCCGAUCUGGUAAACGUGGCGGUGAAGAAGAUCCGGUUCGCUGCGUCGAUUGCGUUCAGAUUCGUUGAUGCGUGCGACAUUAGUGAUACUGCGUCCGAUUGUAGCUGCGGGAGACAUCACUUAAAAGAGAAGCAAACGUAAGAUCGAGUCACAUUUAGUCAAUUUUCUCGCCACCCUACCAAAUUGUUUCACGUGAAAAUCGAGGGGUUCGAUCAUACGUGAUCGAUCUCGCAACGGAGACGUUGAUCACGCGUCGUCGUUGCUUUCUCGAAUCGGUCGGAAUGAUUUGCAACGGGCAGUCAUCGAGAGAAAGAACGCGGCAAUAAAUAUAAGCUAUCCUCGUGAAGCAAGAAGAACGAUUAAAUCGGGACAUUUGACACGCCAACGACGAGCUAUGAUAUCCGCCCUUGAACAUUCAAACACCAUAGGCGCGAUACGUUUCGACUGCUUCAGCCGGCCAGUCUCGAAGUAACAACCUCGAUACGCACGCACGUAUGCACGUACGCACGUACGCACGUAGCACGCACACCGGCAGCGAAACAGGCACGCACGCACGCACGCACGGUAUGGUCGAGAUCUUUCGAAGAAGAUAAGACACAGAGGCGAGAUUCGCGCGUUCUUUAAUGAACGUUGCGCCGAUCCUGGUUGCAUUCUGUCAGUGAGUCUUCGUUCACGAGGAAAACGAGGUUUCAGAGGAGGAAGAGAAGACCUUGAGAGAGAUCCCUGCCUGUUGCGAAGCUUUUUGUGCAUGUACGCGUACGCGUACGUACAGCGACGGAGCUCUCGGCUCGAAUGUUUUGAAAGAUAUUCAUUCGCUUCACGAUAACGCUCCACGUGUUUUUUUUAUUCGAUGCUUCGUUCAAAAGUGAUCGAUACGCGCGCACGCGCCGACUGAUGCAUCGGGUCGAUCUAUAUCGAUAUGAUACGAUCUACAUACGCGUGAUUCCUCUCUCUCUCUCUCUCUCUCUCUCUCUCUCUCUCUCUCUCUCUCUCUCUCUCUCUUUCUCUAUAGUUCCCAAUAUCGGAAAAACAAGUACUUGCGAAAACGAAUAGAUGCGCGAGUAUCAGUGGGAAUCUGAGAAAUGUCGCGAAUUUCGAAUCGCGUCGCCACGAUCGGCGCGGCCCUCGCCAUUGCUUUGCUCGUGAUAUUGCUGGUGAUCCUGUGGUCGGAUGUGCGUAAUGUAAACGGAAUCGAAGAUUUUCGUCAAAUACCGAACGACUCGUCGACCAAUCGCAUUGUCAAUGAAACGUGGAGAAAACAGGCCGAUGACCUCCGCCGCGCUACUGCGACGCAUCUGCUUUCGACCUAUCAAUCGAAUCAACGCAACUUUACGAACGACGUGCUUUUUGAGGAACCAAAAAAUACGAAGAAAUACAAUAAUAUAUCGUCAAUCGAUGUAUUACCAUCCGCUAAGGGCAACCUCGAGUACAUCAAGCCUUUAAAAAUUAGUCAAAAUCAAUAUGAAGAUCCACCCGAAAGCUUUUCUACGGCGGAGAGACAUCACAGUGGUCAUUUUCGACACGCGUCAGCUGAAGUUUGGGACCCUCAUCCGCAGUAUGAAUUUACCGCUUUCGGGAAACGAUUCCGCCUGCGAUUGGCACACGACGCCAGUUUUGUAUCUCCCGGCAUAAAGGUAACACACACGAGUGAGAACAUAACCAGCAGAGAACACACUGGUCAUCAGCUGGGUUGUUUCUACAGCGGGUCAGUUGAUGGUGAUCCGAGUUCAGCGGUCAGUGUCAGUCUUUGUCAUGGAAUGACUGGCCAUAUGAAGACAUCAAUAGGUAACUACUUCAUUAAACCUACCGAACAUUGGCGCGAAGGUGAUGAAGAUUCUCUCGGAUCUUCUCUAGAGCAUGCAAUCUACCAUGUACCUACGACGACGUCCAAUUUCAAUGAUGAUACAAAUGUUAAUAUAUUGGAAGAUGAAGUUAAGAAUCGCAAUUGUGGAGUCACAGACUAUGAUUUGGACGACACUACCUUGUUAGUGGAUGAUAAUUUUUCUCACAAAAUCGAUGUUAGAAAGCAUUUGCGAGAACGUAGAUCAUUGACGAGGAAGACUGCAUCGUUGGAGCGGUUUCUUAGAGAGAAGGAAGAAAAACAUAAGCGAUUCACGAAGCAAAGCGAGCAUAGUCAAUAUUUCUUUCAAAAAGAUGACUACGAUGACAGGUAUCACAGCAUGGAACGUGAACGCAGCUAUCAAGAAUAUUCCCAAGACUCGGAAAUGGAUUCGGAUCCUUUUCUUACAUGGAGACCACGGCGGGCUUUACCGCGUGAAUAUUUCAUAGAAAUUAUGGUGGUGGCCGAUGCAAAAAUGGUGAAAUACCAUGGUAGCGGUUUAGUUAGCUACAUUCUAGUCCUCAUGAGCACGGUCUCACGAAUCUACAAGGACCAUUCUAUCGGCAAUCCAGUGAGUAUAGCUGUGAUGAAAAUCGUCCAAACCGACGAAAUAUUCGGUACUAAACAAAGCGGAAGCGAUGGUAUCGCUGCGGCUCUAAUGUUAAAGCAAUUUUGUCAAUGGCAAAAAAACAACAAUCCUGACGAACCAUCUCCAGAACAUCACGACGCUGCACUUCUUUUAACUAGAGAAAACUUGUGCCAUAAUCCGGAUCAAAAGCGUUGUGACACUUUGGGCUUGGCGGAAUUGGGUAGAAUGUGCUCACCAGGAGCUUCAUGCGCUAUAGUACAGGAUAAUGGAUUAGCAGCGGCGUUUACUAUCGCCCACGAGAUUGGUCAUGUACUCAAUAUGCCGCACGACGAUGAUCCGAAAUGCAGGAGUUUCAGGAAUCGUACGGGUGUACACAAUGUGAUGUCUCGUAUGCUAGAUGAUAAUACUUUCCCCUGGGAAUGGUCCAGGUGUUCUCGACAUUAUGUUACCGAAUUUUUCGAAUCGGGAUAUGCCAAUUGUUUGCUGGAUGAACCUAGUAAAACAAUGGAGAGACAAGCAGGUCGGUUACCCGGUGAGGAUUAUUCAAAGGAUAAACAAUGCGAACUUGUAUUUGGACAAGGAUCUAGAAUCUGUUCUCUUAAGGAGAAGGAUGUGUGUAAGACAUUGUGGUGCACCGUGCCACAAUGGAACCAUCACCAACGAUGUCAUACUCAACACACCCCGUGGGCAGACGGUACGCCAUGCGCUCCCCAGAAAUGGUGUCACCGUGGCGAAUGCGUUUCACGUAGAAACCUCGAACCAGUGCACGGUCAAUGGGGCGAAUGGGGAAGAUACGGCGAGUGUUCGCGAACCUGCGGCGGCGGUGUCAAAAAGAAAUAUCGUGAGUGCGAUAAACCAGCACCGAUGAACGGUGGCAAUUAUUGUAUCGGCGAGCGCGUCAAAUAUCGUAGUUGCGGCAUCAGAGAGUGUCCACCAGAUAGUCCGGAUUUCAGAGAACAGCAGUGUGCGAAAUUUGACAACAACAAUUUCAACAUCCAGAAUCUCACUAGAGACGUCAAGUGGCACGCAAAAUAUAAUAAAAUAGAGCCAGAAGAGCUUUGUAAAUUGUAUUGUCGAGUGGAAAGCAAUCAGUAUUACAUGCUACGUGAUAAAGUAAUUGAUGGAACGCCCUGUGGUCCCGACAUUUUUGAUAUAUGUGUUAACGGCCAAUGUAAACCAGCUGGUUGUGAUCACGUUUUGAACUCGACGGCAAAGCUCGACAUCUGCGGAGUUUGUAGAGGCGAUAAUUCCACUUGUCAAAGGAUCGCAAGCUCCUACAAUUCUAGCGUAUACGGUUAUACGAGAGUAGCCAAAAUCCCUGCCGGCAGCAGUAACAUUGACAUUAGGCAACAUGGAUGGCUGGGCGCUUACAAUGACAGUAAUUAUCUUGCUAUACGAAUUGGAGAAGAUGGAGAAUACAUUCUAAAUGGCAAUUUUAUGGUAAUGCACCGUAAAGUGAUCGUCCAUCCAGGCGUCACUAUUGAAUACAGCGGACCAGAACCAGUCGUCGAACGCCUAAACAGUUCUAGAUCUAUCGCCAUCGAUUUAAUUUUGGAGGUACUGUCCGUAGGAAAAAUAGAUCCACCGCAAAUUGUGUACGAAUAUACCAUACCGAAAAGAAUUCUAGACAGCCAUACGUGGGUGCUGACCAAUUGGUCAAUCUGCAAUCGAGUGUGUCAAGGUAUGAUGUAUCGUGAGGCUGAAUGUAGAAAUAUCGAGCGCAAGAAUCUAGUGCUCAACGAUUACUGCCAAGCUGAAGAGAAACCACGAGGCGAGAGUCGAAUGUGCAACACGCAUUGCACCCUGCAGUGGCAGAUAAGCUCUGUGUCGGAGUGCUCGAGUCUUUGCGGUCCGGGGACGCGAAACAUCACCUUGCAAUGUGUUCAAAUUCUGUUAGACUCGUCGCACGCUCCACGUUCAAUAUCUGAACACGCGUGUUUACACGUUGAGAAACCAAGCGAGAUUCAGUCUUGCGUAGGCCCGUGCAACGACGUUCAUUGGAGUUACAGCGAGUGGACUGCCUGCAGCGUCUCAUGUGGCAGUGGUGUACAAACGAGAAGCGCGAUAUGUGUUGAUUCAAACGAGAGACAAGUACGAGAUGAAAACUGCGCUGGACAGGAGAAACAUUUCAACAACAUAUGCGUUAAAAAAGCUUGUCCAAAGUGGGACCUAGGAGAUUGGACUCCGUGUUCCACGACAUGUGGCGUCGGCGAACGACACAGAACUUCUUGGUGCCAAAUCGAGAAUCACGUGGUAGUAGACACUUACUGCAGAAACAUUCCGAUUGAAACGACAGAGAUCUGUGACGCUGGCCCUUGUCAUCAGUGGCAUGCCGGCGAUUGGAGUCCGUGUUCGGUGACAUGUGGUAAAGGAACAUCACGAAGGAAAGUUGUUUGCAAAAGUGUUGAUGGUGCAACUAGUAACGAGUGUUCCAUUUCCGAAAAACCGGAAAAUACCACUCUCUGUACGCUUGCCCCGUGCCCCAGUGUUCAGGUGAGUCUGCCGCCGAUUACAUACUCGUCCAAUUCCCCUCGCGGAAAUCCUUCUCAACAAGACAAUGAGAUUGACAAUAGUAUUACAUCGCACUUUGAUUACAAAUGGCACGUAGGAUCUUAUGGAGACUGCUCGAAAAAAUGUGAUGCUGGAUACAAAACCAGAUUAGUAAAAUGUGUAUCCUUGAAAACGGGAAUGAUUGAGUCCGAUCACUAUUGCGACUCCAAUAAACGGCCGAUGGCCAGCAGCACGUGCAAUCAACAUCCGUGUCCUACUUGGAGAACCAGUAAUUGGAGUGAGUGUGAUGUGGAGUGCGGUCAUGGAUACCAGUACCGUCAGAUACGUUGCCAAAAUCAUCGUGGUGAAAUUGUGUCAAACAAGGAAUGUGUUGACGAACAACCGAAAGAUGUACGAAGAUGUCAAAAAGAGUCCUGCAGAAGCAAUCCUAAGAGUAGCAAAGAAAAUAAUUUCUCUAAUAUCAUACGCAGAUGGAAAAUGUCUACCUGGACUCCCUGUUCUAAAUCGUGCGGCACUGGGAUACAGACGCGCAGAGUGGAAUGUAUGAUGAGAAGAGGCACCCAUGGGCCGGAAGUACCCGUUAAGGACGAGCAGUGCUCGAGAUUGAAAUUGCGCAAACCGAAAACGCAGAGAUUAUGCCAACGCAUUGCCUGCGGUUAUAUUUGGCAAGAAGGCAUCUGGUCGGAGUGUUCUAUGAUGUGUGGUAAAGGAAUACAACGCCGUGCAGUCACUUGCCAUCGAGUAAAUCACUAUGGCUGGAUCGAUCCAACUCCAACCGAAGGUUGUCCAAUGGAUCAGAAACCAGUUGGAGUGCAAACGUGUACACUACGAGAGUGUCACUAUCAAUAUUAUUGGACUGCUGGUCCUUGGAGGAAAUGUAGUCAUUUCUGUGGACGUAAAGGCCGACAAAUCCGCAAACUUUAUUGCCACGAUAUAACCGGCAGAAAAGUUGCUCGACGUCACUGUUCACUGAAAUUCAAGCCACAACGAAAGCGCAAAUGUAAUCAAAGAAGAUGCGGACCGAUUAGCUGUCUUGAAAUUCAGAAACGCCUCAAGUUCUCUAUGGAUGGUGAAUAUCCAUUAUUGAUCGGUGGUAGAAAUAUGUCGAUCUAUUGUCACAGAAUGGCAGGUACCGAGCCGUUAGAAUAUCUAACAUUACCAGCUGGCGAUAACGAAAACUAUGCGGAGAUCUACGAUAAAAGGUUAAACAAUCCAUAUACGUGCCCGUUUAAUGGCCAAAGAAAUGACAGUUGUGACUGUGUGUCUGAAGUGGAUAAGAGUUUCUCUGGCAAAACAAUGUUCAAAAGAGUACGCAUAGAUCCCGUAAGAUUAUACAUUAUAGCAAAUGAUUACACGUUUUCGCGCACCAAGGGAAAGAAGCGUGUGGAAUAUGGCACAGCUGGUGAUUGUUACAGUCUCACUCAUUGUCCACAAGGUCGUUUCAGUAUCGAUUUGGGAGGUACCGCCUUGAGAUUAUCAUCAGAAGUAACAUGGAUUAGUGAUCCAGAAGCCUCGAAUGCUUUCGUAGUCCUCAAUCAAACUAAUUAUCAGCGAAUUCGUGGUAAAUGUGGCGGUUAUUGUGGCAUCUGCAUACCGAAGAUAGGUCUAAAGCUGGAUGUUAUAUAAAGCUGGAUGUCCUUAAUCAACUCUGUGUCGACCUAUCUUACGAUCUGACCGAGAAUUUCUCAUAUCACUAUUUAAUUACUACUUACGUUUAUUAUUUUCAAUAUUUGGGUAUAUAAAUAUUUCGAUUACUAUAUAAGUAUCCGAAUAUUUGAAAGUGUCUAAAGUUUUGAAUACAUAUGCCUACUUGAUUAACUUAUUCGGCUUGUUAAUUACCUCAGUGUAUUAGAUUGAAUGGUCUAGACUAGCAUUUAAAUAUUUUAUCAAUAUUUGUUUUUAAUUGACCGAGAAAAGUAUUAAUUUUCCUUCGUCUUUCUCUGAAUAUGAUUCUUUUUCAAAUAUAGAAAUUCUAGAAUACUUCGAUAUUCGAACAUUCAGAUAUUGUUCGCAAAGUCAAAUACUUAGAUGUAAUCUGAUUCGAUCUGAUUCGAGCGGCGAUUCACUACUUGCGAGGUACACUAUCUCGUUUACAUCGAUAGCAAUCAUGUAGGCAUGUGGCGUUAUAACCACCGAUUCGCUUUAGAUUUAAUUAGUUUUUUUUUAUAUAUAUAAUUUUCGAUAUAAAGAGACAAAAGUAUCGGAUAACAAUACCAAAACACAGUUCACCAGACCAGGCGAGUGUGGGCUAAUAUACAUGUAUAAUAGUGAAAUGCACAUGAUACGAUGUGCAUUUAUAAGUUUCCACUGCCGAUAAGUACGUGCCGAUAAGAUUAUAUAGAGUUAAAAUUACAAUUUAUAGUUAUGGAAUUUAUGAAACUUUUAAAAUAGCUGCUUCUCGAUAAUGGUUUGUAAACAGCGCAGUCUGUAAAAUUGGAUUUUAUCCAUUACGCGCUGUCAGCGCAACGUAUAUGCGUAGCGCGUAAUAGUUUAAAAUCGUAUAUAAUACAUAAAAAUAAAAAUUGUUUACGAUAUAGUAAAGACGAUAUUCUAGGCAAGCGUCCUGAAAGUACGUAGAUUUAAUAGUUGAAAUUAAUUAUAAUCCAAGUUAUAUAGUUACAAGUUGUCCUUUCUUAAAUUUAUCACGUCAUAAAAAGGUAGAAACAUGAUAGCAAUAAAACUGCGCAUUUAGAUACUUGGAAAGUACUUGUGCCAAGUUGCAGAUGUGUAUGUAAUUGUGUUCUGUCUGUAGAAAACACGUUUCUCGAGGAUUAAAAGGUAAAAGGAGCUACGCGCGCGCACACACACACACACACACAAUUUAAAGCAUGUUCCUCUGUUAGAAAUUUUAUUCACAACAAAAACAGCGAAAUCGCAUGUAUGUCGAUUAUACGUAUAUUGACAUUUCAUACGCAAAUUCAUGCGCGGAAACAAUCAUUAAUACAUUGUUUUCUACGGACAUUUUACGAUUAACGUUAUGCUCUCUUUCAAUGAUCUUAUAAUCCUACACAGUUUUAAAAAUUCAUACACUGCCAUUUUUUUAUAAUGCGCCAUUAAAUGUUGGAAGGUUGCAAUGGAAAUCAAUGUUUUAUUUUUACUUUUAACACGUUUCGACUGCAGCGUCAGCUUAUAUAUGAGCUGAUUUUCGUACCAUGCACCAUGAUAAGAAAACGGCAUUCCGUUUUCUUAUAUCGUCGAAUGUCGAUAUCAUAUAUCAAUAAGAUAUAAUGUAUUCGACAUGUCUCAAAAAUAUCAUUUAUAGGUAACUAAAAAGAAAUUUUCUAAUUCAUGUAUAGAUACUGUUUCGUUAAUAAAAACGUUAGUAAAAAGAUUUGAAUAAAAAUUAGAACGAAAGAUAUUAAAGCCAACAAAAUUGAUCUGUACAAUCUUACUAAUGGUUAUGAAAUUUGCGUCAUUAAAUAUGGAGUUGUUAUCAUGUGCAGUCGAAUGCUCUAUAAUUCAGGCAACUGCUAGCUGUAUAAAUACGUAGUGUAUCUCGAUAGACUGCCAUAGUUGUAUUAUUAAUAUGCGAUAAGUAAGUAACGAUUAGUCUGCUAAUCUUGGCCACAAUGUAACAUAAUAAAAUCUGACGAGGACAUAAAUUGUGCUAUUUAUCUCGUAAAUACUGGAUUAGUAAGAAUUUCUAUUUCUUAGUGUUUUGCAAGUACUAAAAUUAACGAUAUUAAUCGCGACAAUUUUAAUGUAGGAAAAUGUGUAAAGGAUUUACACAUAUUUACUUAAUUCUUCUUGAUACUUAAUAACAAGGCUAGCGACAGACAGUGUUGUGAUCCCUUUAGUGGCUUCAUAGUAAAAAUGUGUGUCGUUAAAAUAGAAGCGCUAUAGCUUUAACGCUACCGUUUCAUGCGGAAUAAGUAAAAUAAAAAGCUUUUAUUGUAUACGUGAUAAGCACAGUGUUUUUAAAAUAAAUUAACUUACAUUAUCAA
This is a messenger RNA of Ooceraea biroi (clonal raider ant), 8905 nucleotides long. Its product is annotated as A disintegrin and metalloproteinase with thrombospondin motifs 8. Gene Ontology annotation, molecular function: metalloendopeptidase activity; zinc ion binding. Gene Ontology annotation, cellular component: extracellular matrix. Gene Ontology annotation, biological process: extracellular matrix organization; proteolysis. NCBI's taxonomy places the organism in Eukaryota, Metazoa, Arthropoda, Insecta, Hymenoptera, Formicidae. The record is from RefSeq and is a predicted model, not a curated record.